UCGAAAACCUAUGUUCUCGCCGUUUUCGCGCCUUCUAAUGUGGAUUUUCGGAUUCAGCGUUUGCGGAUAACCCCCGAUUUGCCACUAUUGUAUCUUCGCCCAAAAAAGAUAGGAGGAGUAAUGGAUUCUCAACCAAAUCUGGCGUACAUAAUGUAUGGGGUAUGCGAGUUUUCAACCUUAGAACUUGGAGAAUUUUUGAGGGUUGCUGAAGACCGCUGAUCUAACAGUCGAGCAUGGCGAAAUUUAUACUGCUAUUGUCAAGAAGAAAUCUAAACUCUUUUACAGAUUAUGAGAUCAUCCUUGUAUCUGAACAUCUGUUGUGUACUUGUGCAUACUUGCUUUGAGAUGUCUUUUAUUCCGCCUUGCAUAUACGAAGCUCAUGAAGUACUUAUAGCAGCUUGCUAUUUCUUCUAAGAUCCCAUUUUAGAAAAUUUUAAAUUUCUAAUCGUUGCAAUGCAGCACAUUGUUUCAUUUAUAAAAUUCUGUUUUUCAUUAUGUAGACCG
Messenger RNA from Cylicocyclus nassatus, 504 nucleotides. Lineage: Eukaryota; Metazoa; Nematoda; Chromadorea; Rhabditida; Strongylidae. The record is from the annotation of a GenBank genome assembly.